UAGAGUUCAGUCUGCAUCGAGGAGAGCAAGUGCAACCUCACAGGAAUUACAUCUCACAGGGAGCUGGGAUACCAAGUGAGGUCGGCAGCCGGAAUGUAACAUCACCCAGGCCCCGCAUCACUACCAGCCACAGGUCGGGGCUGUACUGGAAGAGGACAAUGUGAACCGAGCAGCCCCCUGGAACUCAACAAGAGAGUCCAUCCCAGCUCUCCCAGGAAAAGAAUCAUGGGAAUCUUCAUCGCCCUGAGUUUGUUCCUCUCCAUUCUGGUCACCGUCACCCUCCUCCUCUCAUACUUGAAGCAGACGAAGAUGGCAAACCAGCUUCCCCCAGGACCCACUCCACUGCCCCUGCUGGGAAAUCCCAGUUAUGUGACCAAGGAGGGAGCUUGUAAAUAUUAUCCUGAGCUCAGUAAGAAAUAUGGCCCAGUGUUCACUGUAUGGAGGAUGACAGAGCCCAUUGUGGUUCUCUGUGGGUACGAGGUGGUAAAGGAUGCCCUGGUGAAUCAUGGUGAUCAAUUCAGUCAGCGCCCCAAAUACCCAACAAUAGACAUUUACAGCAAAGGAUACGCGUUCAGCAGUGAGUGCAAACACUGGCGCCAAAUGCGUCGCUUUUUGUUAGGUGCACUGAGGAAUUUCGGUAUGGGGAAAAAAACCAUGGAGGACGAGAUUCAUGUGGAGCUGCGUGAUCUGAUUUCGGCCAUAUCCCAAACUGGAGGAAAAACAUUUAACCCCAUCAAUCUCUUGGGAUCUGCUGUGAACAGCGCCAUCAGCUACGUUUUGUUUGGGGAAAAGCUUGAUUACCAGGACCCAAAAUUGCAUGAGCUUAUAAUUGCAGUUCGGAAGCACAUUAGCAGCAUGCUCUCACCUAUUCAUCAGAUAUGCAAUACAUUCCCAUUUCUCCUGAAACUCCCAAUUAUGAAACACCAUGUAUAUAAAGACAUUUUUGAUAUACAGCACUUUGUCAGAAAGCAGAUUUCUCGUCACAGAGAGACCUUGGACAUAAACUCUCCCAGAGAUCUCCUGGAUUAUUUCCUGGUGAAGCAAAAAGAGGAGGAGUUAAAUCCAGGAAGCAUUUUCAAUGACACCAGCCUUAUAGUUCUGAUGAGCGGGAUACUGGCUGCAGCCACGGACACCACUAGUUCCACCCUAAAGUUCUGCCUUGUUGUCAUGACCCACUUCCCAGAAAUCCAAGAAAAAGUUCAGCGAGAGAUCGAUGAGGUAGUUGGCCCUGAACGGUUUCCUGGAAUGCAGGAUAGACCACAGCUGCCGUACACCAACGCCGUAAUCCACGAAUGUCAGAGGAUUUUGGAUUUGGCGCCCAUUGCUCUUUAUCAUGCAUUGACGGAGGACACCCACUUCCGAGGAUUCAUGCUCCCCAAGGGGACAACAAUCAUCCCUUUUCUUUCCUCUGUGCUGACUGAUCCAAUGCUGUGGGAGACGCCUGAUGAGUUCAACCCCGGCCAUUUCCUGGAUGAUAAGGGCCAGUUCAAGGCAAACCCAGCAUUCAUGCCAUUCUCUGCUGGAUUGCGGAUGUGUCUCGGAGAGAACUUGGCUCGAAUGGAGCUUUUCCUCUUUAUCUCGGCUCUGCUCCAGAAAUUCACUUUCACCAGAACACCUGGAUCUAAACAGUUGGACUGUAAAUCUAUGAGAAAUAACAAGCCUGCGAUGAUAGUGAGCUCCGAGCUUUGCGCUGUCCCUCGCUCCACGUCCUCGGUCACUAAGUGAUGACAUGAGGAGGACACCAGCUCACUUUAUAAAUGUACCUUCAAGAAUGAUAACUUUUAAUAUAUUGUUACAGAUUACAAAUAAUUCUAAAGAUCAGACCCA
Messenger RNA from Pelobates fuscus (common spadefoot toad), 1827 nucleotides. RefSeq names its product cytochrome P450 2C6-like. Gene Ontology annotation, cellular component: cytoplasm; intracellular membrane-bounded organelle. The transcript has 11 exons. The record is from RefSeq and is a predicted model, not a curated record. The coding region runs from base 226 to 1725 and encodes 499 amino acids. Gene Ontology annotation, molecular function: heme binding; arachidonate epoxygenase activity; iron ion binding. Lineage: Eukaryota; Metazoa; Chordata; Amphibia; Anura; Pelobatidae. Gene Ontology annotation, biological process: xenobiotic metabolic process; epoxygenase P450 pathway.